Molecule: messenger RNA, 345 nt
Organism: Rhizoctonia solani
Lineage: Eukaryota; Fungi; Basidiomycota; Agaricomycetes; Cantharellales; Ceratobasidiaceae
Product: thioredoxin
Exons: 5
Coding region: 1-345 (114 amino acids)
Biological process (GO): cell redox homeostasis
Source: RefSeq, a predicted model, not a curated record
AUGGCCACCACUGAAGCUCUCACCCACAUUACGAGCCGCGAACAAUUUGAACAAGCGGUCAAUGGAGGGAAACCCAUUAUCGUCGACUUCUGGGCUGAUUGGUGUCAACCUUGCAAGAUGAUCACUGGACCAUACGCAACUCAUGCACAAGAGAACCCGAGAAUCGGCUUUUACAAACUUAACAUUGAUGAACAGCCGUGGAUCGCUGAAUGGGACGCUGCCCAUCCUGAAAAUCAGCUCUCGAUUAGGACGAUCCUCUGUUCAUUGCGUUUGAUGGAGCUGGUAGACAGUUGGAUCGAUUCUAAGUGCACAUCCAAGCAGUUGAACACUUUAUUGAGGAAGUGA